ACAUGCGGUAUAUAUUGUGCCCGUGCGGUCUGGAAAGUUCUUUCCGUUCAUCACUGUCGCGUUGUUAACUUGACUCGAUUAAUUCACGCAACUGUGUUAUGGAUUGUUUGUUCAAUUACACUAUGGAGGACACGAAACCUAUAUUUACAACAGCUAGCGACACUAAGGCUACAUCUACGACGGAAAGUUUUACGCCCAUCGAUAACCGAGUGCCAAAUGGACAAGAGAGCGUGUUCUCUCCUUUGGCCAAUUCCUUUCAAAGCCGAGGAGGGAAUGAGCUGCUUAAUUUAUUGUCACAGCAAGAACCUAGGGCGGCAGAUAUUGCACCUACGGCCGCGGAUGUGGAGGACGCAUUGAUGAAUUUUCGCCUCAAUGGUUCCGACAUGUUGUUUGACGACAUUGACCAGAAUUCCCAAUACUUCAUGGGAAGCAGAGCGGAGUCAGUGGCGUCUGCGCAGAACAUCCCCUGGACUGAGGGGUCCAGUGUGGCUGGCAACAGAAACGGAGAGAUGAUUGACACUUUUGACUUCUUGAUCAAAAGUCUCUCGUCAGCCAACAACUACGUGUCGAUGCUGACGCGCGAGCAGCUGUCCCUGCUGCGCUGCAUCCGCCCCAGUCUGCUGUACGAGUUCCUGCAGGAGGUCGCCAAGGUGCGCAGCGACAAACGCAUGAGGCGCGCCUUGCCUAAUGAAUGUGCCUUCUGCAAGAACAACGGCGAGAACGAGGAGUGCUACUCUGCGCACGUGCUGAAGGACUGGCGCGGGCGCGUGCGCUGCCCCGUGCUGCGCGCGUUCCGCUGUCCGCGCUGCGGCGCCACCGGCGAUCACGCGCACACCAUCAAGUAUUGCCCCGAGAACGUUGACGGAGGGUCGGAGCGGUCGAGCGUGUCGUCGCGCCGCCGCGUGCCGCCGUCGCUGCUGCUGCCGCCGCCCGGGCUGCCGCGCGCCAUGCCCGCCGCCCCCGCGCCCUCCCCCACACCCACCGCCCCCCUCUCGCAGGCCGCCAUCUGGUCCAGCUUCGGAAUGAACUAGACUUCUAUACCAUACCUCGGACUGACUCAACGAAACCAUAUUAUAUGUUUAUGCCUGGAAUAGUUAUUCUUUGCUUAUCUCGUUCUUUCAAUGUCAUAUAUUGAAAAGAGAGAUUGAGACAAAACAAAAAAUAACAUUCGCAUUACUGUUUCGAUUUUAAAUUCGAGUUCAAUUAUCUUAAUAAUUCACUAUCUGCCACCAAACAUCUAGUGAUAUCGAUCUACUAGAUGGUGGGAGCGAUGUUGUGACUGUUAGGAUAGUGUAUCGUCGUGCCUAAUAACAAUGGAAGUCGCCAAAACGACGUCUAGCUGUCAUCAUUUGAAGAUUCAAAUAUGUGUUGUGAUCAAGGAUUUAGUAAGUACUUCGUUACGGAGCACCUACAUACUAAUUCCAUGGUUGUGAUAUCUCACUUCAUCGAAUAUUGUUUCUAUACAUUGUUUCAAUGGUGACAGUAAAUAAUGUUUAACUGGAUAACGAUUUUGUACUUUAUGUACCUUUUAAAUAAAUUUAUAAAUUUCAAUUUAUAUAGAUUUUCAGAUCAAUUCAUAUCAUCUUUAUAUUGAAAGGUAUUUUUCGUUACAAUAGAUUUGUAAAGGUUUUUUUUAUUGUGUUAGAUUGUAUAUUUUCUGAUUCACUUUCCGCACUACGUUUGCCUUACUAUUUGUAACAUUAGAAAGUUAAACCAUUGGUGCGGUAAGGUGUUACUCGUCAAAUAAAAGUAUGCAGGACAUACAAUAUUUGAUAUCAAUAAGAAAACUUGAAUCAGAAAAUAUAAUCAAACAUGUUAUCUUGAACUAUAAAUUUUUCAUUGGUUUUUAAAGUGUCAUCCGUUAAUUCGACAAAAUCUAUAAAAGAAAUUUUAAUCUAUUAAAUGCUGAUAUCAUAGUUUUGUUAUAAACAAUACAAUCAAUCAUUACAAUUCUAAAUUUUAAUGAAUUCAUUGUCAAUGCUGAUGUUUCAAUUAUUUGAAUUUGCAUGCACAUCAAUUCACCAUCUUUGGCAAAAUCAAUAAAUAUCAAUACAAUUUAUGAAAUACUGUUUUACCAAUGAAAAAUUAUUCUCUUCUUUUUGGUGUUGGUUUACUGUAUACUGUUAUUUUUAAUAAAUGUUUGGAGCAUC
Messenger RNA from Plodia interpunctella (Indianmeal moth), 2150 nucleotides. RefSeq lists its product as uncharacterized. Gene Ontology annotation, molecular function: mRNA binding; zinc ion binding. The coding region runs from base 99 to 1031 and encodes 310 amino acids. NCBI's taxonomy places the organism in Eukaryota, Metazoa, Arthropoda, Insecta, Lepidoptera, Pyralidae. The transcript has 7 exons. Gene Ontology annotation, biological process: oogenesis; negative regulation of translation. Gene Ontology annotation, cellular component: perinuclear region of cytoplasm. The record is from RefSeq and is a predicted model, not a curated record.